CGUUUCCUAACACACGACCGAGAGUAAAUCCAUCACCGUUGUAACUUCAGGCUGCCCGGUGGGAGCUCGGGCCGCUGUGUGGUGCUAUGGAGCAGCCGGGUUGCGUUCGGGACAUGGGGGCGGCUGCAGGAGAGUAACCGGGACAUCAGAGGAAAGGUGACUUCAAUACGCCUCAGACUCAGAGUUUGCUCGUGUCACAGCUGAAUGCAGAAAUACAUGACUACUUGAAGGAUUCUUAAUUGAAAGUGAGUUUGCCCCACACAGAACUUCUUGUCUAUGCAGCAUCCUCUGACUUCUGGAGAUGGAGCAUCUCUGCAGAACAGCAGUACUGCUCCAAAAUGUCAUCAGCCAGUACCCAAUAAAGAACCAUUUAGAUCAACUGUUCAACAGUAUGACUUCAAUUAUCAGAACAGCUACCAGCCGUCUGCUCACAAGAUCAUCCGACCUCUCUGUCCUACAUCUUUGGGUGAUACUCAAGGAUCUGGCCAGAUGUACACCACUCUUUCCAUGGAUUCUUCAUUAUUUAUACCACGUGUUCCUAACAUGACUACUGCCAGGCAGGCAUUUAUAAGCACUCCUCAGCAAGCAAGUUACAUUGCAAGUGGUGAACCUUACCCAACUCAAGUUCCUUACUUUGUCCCUUCUCACAGUACUACUCAGGUUUUUCCAUCCCAUUCUGCUACUAUUCACCAAACUUACCCUAGUUUCUGUUAUCAAGCUGUGUCUGAUUUCAACACCCAGUAUGAUGUUUCCUUAACCUCACAGGCCACCAGUCAGCCUUCAUUUAUUGCCUCAUCCAGUCAAAUAAAAGCACUGCCAAAAACGGGGCAGGUGCAUACCCAGGUAUCAUUUCAAUCUUGCCAUGCUGGAAAUACUAGUGCUUCUUUGCAACCUCAACUUGGAGCAUCACUGGCAAUGCCAACUGGUCCUACUGUCAAACCUGUUGUCUUUUCUUCCUGUGCAAGUAGCCAAACAAGUGCAGGCUCUCCCUUUUUAACGCCUCAUCAUAUGAACCAAAGUUAUCCACCCAGCAGACCAAAUGUAGUAAAAACUCCAGUUGCUAUGGCACCUCUUCCACGAUGGCCACCAUCUUCAGCUGAUCAACCUAUUUCAGCUUUUGCAUCAUCAACAUCUGCUUCAGAGACACAGGAUGGCAUGCACUGUGGAUUUGUUUCUAAUAAUCAAGUUAAUUCAGCACCAAGUCCCUUGUCAUCAACUUCAGAUGAUGAGGAUGAUGAUGAUGAAGCAGGUGUGGACUCUUCUACUUCAUCAUCAACAUCCACCAACACGUCACUUACCAACAACUAUGAUAGUUUGGAAGGUGGAAGCAGUCAAGACUUGUCAUCUUUAGCCGCUAAAGCAUCUUCUGCAUCUGAUCCAAGUUCACUGAUGACAACUAAACAUAAUGCAUAUCCAACUCUUCAACAACCUCACCUGAAGGUAGCUUCUCCAUUGUGUUCUGGGGGGCAGCCCACCAGUCCGGGAUAUUCUCCUGCAGUUCAACAGAUUACACAGCCAUUUUCAAAUGUUAAUCAAUUGUCAUCGAGCAUGGAGCGGCUGUCUUUUCAGAAUAAGCAACAGACCGAGUCUCUGAAACAAAUCAACCUUCUUCAAGAGCGUAAUAUUCUUCCAACUGUUCCAGUCCAGUGCCCUCAAUCCAGUUUAAGUCCAGAACUAAGGAAGCUUAAUUGCAGUCCAGACCUAUUCCGGUGCACCCUGCUGAAUGUUCCUCAGACUCAGGCUUUGCUGAACAAAGCAAAACUUCCCCUUGGGUUAUUGCUUCAUCCUUUCAGAGACCUUACGCAUUUACCUGUGAUUACGUCCAGCACCAUUGUCAGAUGUCGAACUUGCAGAACAUAUAUUAACCCGUUUGUAUCCUUCCUUGAUCAAAGAAGAUGGAAAUGUAAUCUGUGUUAUCGAGUUAAUGAUGUACCUGAAGAAUUUAUGUAUAACCCUUUGACCCACUCAUAUGGUGAACCACAUAAACGACCAGAGGUUCAAACUGCAACUGUGGAAUUUAUUGCUUCUUCAGAUUAUAUGCUGCGACCUCCUCAACCUGCUGUCUAUCUCUUUGUCUUUGAUGUUUCCCAUAAUGCUGUGGAAUCAGGAUAUCUGAACAUUUGUUGUCAGUCAUUGUUAGAAAACUUUGACAAGUUACCUGGAGACUCAAGAACCAGAAUAGGAUUUAUUACAUUUGACAGCACUGUUCACUUCUUCAACUUGCAGGAAGGGUUGGCACAGCCUCAAAUGUUGAUUGUGUCCGAAAUUGAAGAUAUCUUCAUACCUACUCCUGAUAGCUUGUUGGUAAAUCUUCAUGAAAACGGAGAGCUUGUUAAAGAUUUACUGAAAGCGCUACCCACGAUAUUCACUAGCACAAGAGAGACCCAUAGUGCACUGGGGCCAGCUCUGCAGGCUGCAUUUAAACUUAUGUCUCCUACAGGAGGGCGCAUAUCUGUGUUCCAGACACAGUUACCGUCUAUCGGUGUGGGUCGACUGUUUUCAAGAGAAGAUCCUAACCAGCGAUCCACCAUAAAGGGGAUGCAGCACCUUGGUCCAGCCACAGACUUUUAUAAAAAGUUUGCUUUGGAUUGCUCAAGCCAGCAGGUGGCUGUGGAUCUCUUUCUGCUGAGUGGACAAUAUUCUGACUUGGCUUCACUUGCUUGUAUGUCCAAAUAUUCUGCUGGAUCAGUGUUCUAUUAUCCAUCAUUCCAUCACAUUCACAAUCCUGCCCAGGCUGAGAAGUUUCAGAAAGACCUCAAACGUUACCUCGUGAGAAAAAUUGGCUUUGAAGCGGUUAUGAGGAUACGCUGCACAAAAGGUCUUUCAAUUCACACUUUUCACGGAAACUUCUUUGUGCGUUCCACUGAUCUGUUAUCACUCGCUAAUAUAAAUCCUGAUUCAGGAUUUGCAGUGCAGAUGUCUAUCGAUGAAAGUCUGGCAGACUCAUCUGUUGUAUGUUUUCAGGCUGCUUUGCUUUACACUUCAAGCAAAGGUGAGCGUCGGAUUCGAGUGCAUACUUUGUGUUUACCUGUUGUGAGUUCUGUGGCUGAAGUUUACUCAGGAGCAGAUGUACAGGCUAUUACUUGUCUUCUAGCCACUAUGGCUGUUGAUCGAUCUGUUUCCUCCAGUCUGUCUGAUGCCAGAGAUGCCUUGAUAAAUGCUGUUGUAGAUUCCUUAUCUGCAUAUCGUUCCACAGUUUCUAAUCUCCAGCAAUCAGUUCUGGUGGCUCCAAACUCCCUCAGGCUGUUUGCCCUUUAUAUUCUAGCUCUGUUGAAACAGCAAGCAUUUAAAACUGACUCCAGCAUUCGUUUGGAUGAACGGGUGUUUGCAAUGUGUGACAUAAAGACUCAGCCAUUAGUUCAUCUGAUGCUGAUGAUUCAUCCACACUUGUACAGAAUAGACAAUCUGUCUGAUGAGGGUUCUAUCACUGUUGGUGACAAACCCAUUCCUCAGCCACCUAUUAUGCAACUUUCUGCAGAAAGGCUGAUAAAAGAGGGUGCUUUCUUGAUGGAUUGUUGUUCUGUUAUGUACCUCUGGAUUGGAAAAAAUUGCAACAGCAGCUUUAUAAAUGAAGUGCUAGGAUUUUCUAACUAUGUUUCUGUUCCACAAACUAUGAAGUUUGAACUACCGGAAUUGGAUACAGCAUUAUCUCAAAGAGUUAGAAGUUUUGUUUCCUGGCUUCGAGAUAGCAGACCAUUUCUAUCAAUUAUUUACAUUGUAAAGGAUGAUGCUCCAUUCAAAACAAGUUUCUUUCACAAGUUAGUGGAGGACAGAACAGAAUCUGCAUUAUCAUAUUACGAGUUUCUUCUUCACAUUCAGCAACAAAUCUCCAAGUAACAUUUACAGUUCAUGAGUUGGAACUGAUCAGUCAUCAACUUGUUUCUUGGUGGGAGGCUGGUAUGGUGUUGGUGAUGGAAGAGUUGGGGCAGAAUGAAGAGAAAUGCAUUUACCUUAGAGACUGGACUUGCUUUCAGCUACAUUGACAUGGAUGUUUUCAAACAGUGUUUCAAUCUUGAUAAGAGUUUUACAUUGACAGCAGGAAUAUGCAAAGCUGGUCAAUAAAAUUUACAGAUGUGCAGAAUAAAUUCAUGGUUACAACACUGAAAUGCCUAAUUCUAUGCUACAAUAAAGAUUUUAAAAAAGCCACUUUCAUUGCAGAAUUAUAAUACUGACAUUAAAGAAUGGGUUUGAACGUUUUUUUUUUCUCGAUGGGGCAGGAACAUGGAGACCUUGUUACCUAAUACAAAAUUUGAUUUAUUUAUUGCCAUGUGUAAGGCUCAUUUUAUAGUUUUGUUAAUUUUGAUCCUAUUAAUUUUCCUGUAUGUAAUUUUAUCAGUGUAUAUGUUGAUUUUUCUUUUCAUUAGUGUUGUCAGUGUGUUGUGCAGUCUGCAUUAAAAUCACUUGCAGGGCUACUGAAUGUGGUUUCAAAAUGCACAUUAUAAAAGUCAGUGUGUAUAUAGAAAUUAAUUAUAUAAUGUAUAAAAAGUAACUUCAUUUUUUGGUUGAAUUGCAAUGGAAAGAAUAAACUGUAUGCAACAGUGUUGAAUGUUUUGUUAUCAAAUUCCUCCUGUCCCAUGCAGACCAUUUAGGGCUCCAGGAUCUGAAAUGCAGGUCUUCUAUGCUGUCUUUCAAUUCAAACGAGAAGUGUGUUGUCAAAUUUAAUGAAAAACGUUUUUUAAUAUUUUGUUCUGUGUGGAAUUUUAAGUGCUCUGUAUGGUUUUAAUUUUUAGCUUUAUUUUAUAUUCAAGCUUGUAUUGCUAGGGCUGACAAAAUGGACAGAUUGUUUUAUUGUACAGUUAACACUCCACACUAUGGUCAGCUGAAAUCCCAAGAAACAAAGGAAAACUGAAUGUGUGCAACAGCUCUGUAACUAAAUACAUGUAUAGGAUGUAAUGGGAAGUUUAGAAAACCAACAUAUGAAUAAAUAAUUUCCUGAACUUCAAACUGCAAGACGUGUUGUGUUCCACUGCUUAAAUUAAGCAAAAUAUUAAAUGCAGCAUCUAUCUGAAAUAUAUUGUCUAUUUUUGGAUUAGAAAAAUCUUAACAAGUGCAUGAAUAAUUCCAAUUGUUUUACAUUUAUGAAUAACACAUGCAAAUAUAUUGGCUUCGCAUGAGAAAUAUUUUUUAAAAAAAUGUAGUAUAAGACAACUCAUCUGAAGCUGACUAAUCAAACUAUGUCAAGUCAAGUCUGUCCUUUGACAGAUAAAUGUUGGUGAGAAGCAACUGGAAAACAAUGAAAUUAUUGAAUGAGAAUUUUGUAUUUCAUAGUUUUAAAGUUUUCAAAAGUCACUUCUCACCAAUAUUGAAGGGCAUGGAUAUUUAGUCAAUAGACAUUAAAGUAGGUGUAUUUGUAAUGGGUCAAGAAUUGACCAGGAAUGGACUGUAUUGUGAGCAGAAAGUACACCCAUAUAGUCAAAUUAAAUAACUAUGAGUAAUUAUGGAAAAACAUUUUAAACCCUGGCUUGUAAUUGGUCAAAGUAAAAUCUAUAAAUAUUGACUAAAUGUUUUUGUCUCUUAUUUACAAUCUAUCCAUUUUCCUGUCUCAUACUUUAUUGAUAUUUGUUUUGCACUUUUAUUGAUCAAGAAUGAUAUUUAGCAAAUUAUGACAAUAGACUGAUGUUACGAGAUAAUUAUUGAUUAAAUACUUUCAAAGACAUUGGGGGUAGUGUAAUUUGCUGUAAGUCAGUUUUCUGAGACAAGCCAUUUACCCUAAGGCAGGGGUCAGCAACCUUUACCACUGAAAGAGCCAUUUGGACCCGUUUCCCACAGAAAAGAAAACACUGGGAGCCAAAAAACCUGUUUGACAUUUAAAAUGAUAAAUGAAGUAACACUGCAUACAACGUUUUUUUUUGCCUUUAUGCUAUGUAUAAACAGAUUAUAAUGUGUUGCAUUUAUGAAAUUGAUGAACUCCUGCAGUGAAAGCGAAAUUACAUUUCUGCAUGCAACAAAAACCUGUUGAACCGAAAAAAAGACGUUGGGUUGAAGGUUACUUUUAAGUAAAAUACUCGAUGUCUAUUUGAGUCCUCCUUGUAUUUAUGAAAAACGCCAGCUGUCA
Hypanus sabinus (Atlantic stingray) is the source of this 6055-nucleotide messenger RNA. Its product is annotated as protein transport protein Sec24B-like. Bases 277 to 3837 code for a protein of 1186 amino acids. Gene Ontology annotation, biological process: COPII-coated vesicle cargo loading; intracellular protein transport; endoplasmic reticulum to Golgi vesicle-mediated transport. NCBI's taxonomy places the organism in Eukaryota, Metazoa, Chordata, Chondrichthyes, Myliobatiformes, Dasyatidae. The record is from RefSeq and is a predicted model, not a curated record. Gene Ontology annotation, molecular function: zinc ion binding; SNARE binding. The transcript has 25 exons. Gene Ontology annotation, cellular component: COPII vesicle coat; endoplasmic reticulum exit site.